This is a messenger RNA of Fulvia fulva, 675 nucleotides long. RefSeq lists its product as uncharacterized. Bases 1 to 675 code for a protein of 224 amino acids. The record is from RefSeq and is a predicted model, not a curated record. The transcript is spliced from 3 exons. NCBI's taxonomy places the organism in Eukaryota, Fungi, Ascomycota, Dothideomycetes, Mycosphaerellales, Mycosphaerellaceae.
AUGCCAGCACGACUACGACUCCCGACCGUGGCCCUCGCCGCUGUCUCUAUCGGCCUCAACCUGGCUAUCAUGGGCUGCGCCGGCCGCACGCUGAGCCUCUUCCAAAACCAACGCUACACGAGCACAUACUUCAUGCCCGUCUGGUCGUCACAUUUCGAUACCAGCGAGCUGUCCGUCCUGAUCGGCACGUCUGCUGCUGUUCUGUUGCUCAACUUGGCGCUUGCUGCUGCACUCUUUGCUUCUUCUCUCCCAGCGAACCUCAUCGUCCUCGCCUCCAGCCUUCUCAGCACAAUAGUAUCGCUCAUCGCCAUCAUCUUCUCAAGCGUCGUCAACAACCGCUCCGGCUUCUCGAGCAAGGACACACUCCAGUCUUGGACUUGCCGCUGGAGGUCGCUACACAAUGCUGGUCUUGAGGCUGUGCCACAAGACUACGACACGCUAUGCCACGAGACACGCUUCGCUUUCUACACCACCAUUCCCAGCUUCAUCAUUCAACUCCUGCUAUUGAGCGUCGCUCUCUACGCCAUCAUAGCCGGAAAGAAGACCCGCGGCGUCAAGAUCGACGAGGAGAAGGACCACGAACUCGGCCGCGUUCACCACCAAUCGCUCGAGACCAAGACCGAUAGUCCAAGGAGCAUGCCAGAUAGCAUGAGGAUCAUGGGGACGAAGGAGUAG